Talaromyces proteolyticus is the source of this 1768-nucleotide messenger RNA. RefSeq names its product putative L-galactose dehydrogenase (L-GalDH). The transcript has a single exon. The record is from RefSeq and is a predicted model, not a curated record. Bases 257 to 1495 code for a protein of 412 amino acids. Lineage: Eukaryota; Fungi; Ascomycota; Eurotiomycetes; Eurotiales; Trichocomaceae. Gene Ontology annotation, molecular function: D-arabinose 1-dehydrogenase [NAD(P)+] activity. Gene Ontology annotation, cellular component: cytosol. Gene Ontology annotation, biological process: dehydro-D-arabinono-1,4-lactone biosynthetic process.
UUUGAAUAAUUUGACUAAGCGAUACUCUUGAAUAGAAUUAACAUGGUUUGUUUAUCAGCUGGUCAGCGCAUGUGAAACGGACGAGCGUUAUCGGCUUAUCGGAAGGACUGACUAUUCCUUAUCGGACUUUUUCUCUCAGGGUUGCAAUACCCCCACUACUUUCUUCUGACCUGGACCAUUCUUCAACUCCUGAAAUUCACUAUAAUUACGAAAAGCCUGGGCUGGGUAAUUCAUCAAAUACCCAUAAAUCCAAAAUAUGGGCCGCUCCUCUACGCCGCUCUCCGCAGAGCUCCCACCUCUCAUCCUCGGUACCGCCACGUUCAACCAUCAAUACAACGAAGACCCUUUUUCUCUGCCGACGACGAAUAUCGUGCAUCAUGCCAUGACUCUCGGAAUCAGAGCCUUUGACACCUCUCCAUACUACGGUCCCUCAGAAGAAAUCCUCGGUCGUGCUUUGAGCACAGAUUACGUGCGGAAAGACUUUCCCCGCCACACAUACCGCCUGCUCACCAAGGUGGGCCGAAUAGCGGGCUCAUCAUUCGACUAUUCGCCGGCUUUUGUUAGAUACAGCGUCAGACGAAGCUUGAAAAGGUUACGGACUGAUUAUUUAGACGUCGUUUACUGUCAUGACGUGGAAUUUGUUAGCCCUGGCGAGGUGGUGGAAGCCGUCCGCGAACUUCGUCGGAUUCGUGAUACGGAGGGGACUCUUCAAUAUGUCGGUAUAUCGGGGUAUCCAGUAGACGUUUUGUGCUCUUUAUCGGAACUUGUACUGAAAGAGACGGGCGAGCCUCUGGAUGUGGUCAUGUCAUACGCCAACUAUACUCUACAGAAUACUACGCUUUUGACAAAAGGGCUACAUCGCCUUCGCGCCGCAGGUGUGGAUGUCGUUCCUAAUGCGUCUCUCUUGGGAAUGGGCCUAUUGCGUAAUCAGGGAGUCCCCGUGGGAGCUCAUGGGGACUGGCAUCCUGCACCCAACGGACUGAGAAGCGCCAUUAGCAAGGCGGGGCAAUGGGUGAAUGCGAAAAACGAAAAGCUUGAGGCGGUGGCUAUUCGUUAUGGGCUGGAGUCUUGGAUGAAAGAGGCAUCCUCUGUUGGUGCAUCAGGUAUCCCAUUGAACUCAGUAGACCCGUCUACAGCCUACCUCGGCACCGGCGAACGGCGAGGGGUUAGCGUUCUGGGUGUCAGUUCACUGCAGGAGUUAGAAGAGAGUGUACGGAUAUAUCGAGACGUUUUAGACAAAGCCGAAGAAGACAGGAAUGGGCCGGCUCAGAUAACCGAGUUGGCGACUGGUGUUCGAUUGAUUAUUGGCCCAGAAUGGGUCGACUAUGCCUGGCCUAGCCCUGGCGCCGACUUCGUCAAUAUGCUUCCCGAAGGAAACGAGUUUUUGAAGGAGGACCCAUUCCAGCCCUCCUACACUGCUGCCUCGGAGAAAGUGGAGGGACUUGCUGUGAAUGUCAGCGAGGUCAAGGAGGCGUUAACCCCGCCUCCGGCGUAAAUUAUUUCAACAUAUAAAAUAGACCGGUCUCUGAUACAUUAAAUCUUUACCAUACACCCCUAGUAACAGUAAAGUCGUGACUGCUCGGCGAAAACGUUUACAAGUCCCACUCUUGACAUAUGAAGACGCAAGGAAAACGCGUAAAUCCAUCGAUAUACCCGAUCCUAGUACCAAUAUAGAAGGAAGCGCCGAUAGAGGCUGAGGGGUCUUUGAUUUAUUAUUGCGACUGGCUGCUUCUGAAUUCAAUUAUUUCAAUUCAUUAAAUCUCUAGUU